AUGGACCAUCAACACGAACCCGACGAUACGUCGGCGUCCGAACAACAUGACUACUUCUCUGAAACCGAAAAAGAAGAACAAGAACGGAAAUCAGAAGAUCUGCCCGUCCGAAAGCUUAACACUCACGAUUUCACCAGCGUGGAAACCUUACACGUACCUCAUACCAACAUCCGCGAAGCCAGCAGUGCCGAAACCCUAUAUGCUGCCAAUGCCAAGACACCCGAACCCCCCAAGAAGGACAACACCUGGCACAUGAAACACCAUGUCGUUCGGAAUGCAGAGCGUGAUGAAGCCGCCGGUUUCAAAAGACGUGAGCUCGGUGUUACAUGGCAAGACCUGACAGUCGACGUCCUUGCCGCCGAGGCCGCCGUCAAUGAAAACAUGAUCUCGCAAUUCAAUAUUCCCCAAUUGAUCCGAGACUUCCGCCGCAAGCCACCACUCAAGUCUAUUUUGUCAGAGAGUCAUGGCUGUGUCAAGCCUGGCGAAAUGCUUCUUGUUUUGGGCCGGCCUGGCUCAGGCUGUACUACGCUUCUCAAGAUGCUCUCCAACCGCCGUGAGGGCUACCAUUCCAUAAAGGGUGACGUGCGCUUUGGAAACAUGAGCGCUAGCGAGGCCGAAAAAUAUAAUGGUCAGAUCGUUAUGAACACGGAAGAAGAACUGUUCUAUCCCAGAUUGACGGUCGGCCAGACCAUGGACUUUGCUACCAAGAUGAAAGUGCCAUUCCAUCUGCCAGAUGGCACAAAUAGUGCUACAGAUCAUACAGCCGAAACAAAGCAGUUCCUCUUGGAGUCCAUGGGAAUCGCCCACACAGCCGAUACAAAGGUCGGCAAUGAGUUCGUCCGUGGUGUAUCCGGUGGCGAGCGGAAGCGAGUGUCUAUUAUUGAAUGUCUUGCAACCAAGGGCUCUAUUUUCUCCUGGGAUAACAGUACCCGUGGUUUGGAUGCUAGCACUGCAUUGGAGUGGGCAAAGGCUCUUCGUGCCAUGACCGACGUCCUCGGUCUUUCGACGAUUGUCACCCUGUACCAAGCAGGAAACGGAAUUUAUAACCUCUUCGACAAAGUAUUGGUUCUCGAUGAGGGCAAGCAGAUCUACUAUGGCCCAGCUGCCGAAGCCAAGCCCUUCAUGGAAGACCUCGGCUUUGUUUACACUGAUGGUGCAAAUGUUGGCGAUUUCCUCACUGGUUUGACAGUCCCAACGGAGCGAAAAAUCAGACCAGGCUGCGAAAACACAUUCCCCAGAAAUGCUGAUGCCAUUUUGGCCGAAUACCAAAAGUCCGAGACUUACAAAAAGAUGGUAUCUCACUAUGACUAUCCGGACACCGACAUGAGCCGUGAGCGUACGGAUGCAUUCAAACAUUCUGUUGCAUGGGAAAAGUCGAAGCAUCUCCCCAAGGGAAGCAACUUGACCACCAGUUUCUGGGCUCAGGUCAGCGCCUGCACGAGCCGACAAUAUCAGAUCUUGUGGGGUGAGAAAUCAACCUUCUUGAUCAAACAGGUUUUAUCAUGUGUGAUGGCCUUGAUUGCCGGUUCGUGUUUCUAUGACUCCCCGAACACGUCUGAGGGACUCUUCACCAAAGGUGGUGCUGUCUUCUUCUCUCUGUUGUAUAACUGCAUUGUGGCCAUGUCCGAGGUUACCGAAUCCUUCAAGGGCCGCCCGGUUUUGGUUAAGCACAAGUCAUUUGCUAUGUAUCACCCGGCUGCGUUUUGCUUGGCUCAAAUCACAGCCGAUUUCCCGGUUCUAUUGUUCCAGUGCUCGAUCUUCUCGGUUGUCAUCUAUUGGAUGGCUGGCCUGAAACACACUGCGGCUGCUUUCUUCACCUUCUGGAUCAUCUUGUUCACCACGACCUUGUGCAUUACUGCUUUGUUCAGAUUUAUCGGUGCCGCCUUCAGUACAUUUGAGGCUGCCUCGAAGAUCUCAGGAACUGCUGUCAAGGCUAUCGUCAUGUAUGCUGGUUACAUGAUUCCGAAGCCUAAGAUGAAGAACUGGUUCAUUGAACUGUACUACACGAACCCCUUUGCAUACGCAUUCCAAGCCGCAAUGUCCAAUGAGUUCCAUGAUCGCCAUAUCCCUUGUGUUGGUCAGAAUUUGAUCCCCAGCGGUCCUGGUUAUGAGGAUGUUGGAUCUGCCAACAAAGCCUGUGCUGGUAUUGGUGGCGCUUUGCGAGGUGCAGACUAUGUCACCGGUGAUCAGUACCUCGGCUCUCUUCAUUACAAGGCCUCUCAAAUGUGGAGAAACUUUGGUGUUGUCUGGGGAUGGUGGGGAUUCUUUGCCAUUCUCACCAUCAUUUGCACGAGCUACUGGAAGUCCGGUGGAGCAUCCGGUGCAUCUCUGCUCAUCCCCCGCGAGAAGCUGAAGAAGCACCAGGCUGCUAGCUCUGACCCAGAGGCUCAAACCAGGGAAAAGGAACCUGCGCGCCAAAUCACUGAUGAACCUGUUGAGGUCCAAGAUGAUAACCUCUCUCGCAACACGUCUAUUUUCACCUGGAGAAACCUCACCUAUACCGUCAAGACGCCAACCGGUGAUCGAGUGCUUUUGGACAAUAUUCACGGCUGGGUCAAGCCAGGUAUGCUGGGUGCCCUCAUGGGAUCUUCCGGUGCUGGAAAGACCACCCUUCUCGACGUCCUUGCCCAGAGAAAGACAGACGGUACCAUCAAAGGUUCUAUCAUGGUUGAUGGACGACCACUUCCGGUCUCCUUCCAAAGAAUGGCUGGCUAUUGUGAGCAGCUCGAUGUUCACGAGCCAUUCGCCACCGUGAGAGAAGCCCUUGAGUUCUCUGCUCUACUGCGCCAGUCUCGCACCACUCCCAAAGCAGAAAAGCUCAAGUACGUCGACACUAUCAUUGAUCUUUUGGAGCUCCACGAUCUGGCCGAUACUAUGAUCGGUUCUGUUGGCAAUGGCCUUAGCGUCGAGCAAAGGAAACGUGUCACAAUCGGUGUGGAACUAGUGUCCAAGCCUAGUAUUCUGAUCUUCUUGGACGAGCCGACUUCUGGUCUUGAUGGACAAUCAGCCUUUAACACAGUGCGUUUCCUUCGAAAGUUGGCCGAUGUAGGUCAGGCUAUUCUGGUCACAAUUCAUCAACCCUCGGCACAGCUCUUUGCUCAGUUCGACACUCUUCUGCUUUUAGCCAAGGGUGGAAAGACUGUCUAUUUCGGAGAUAUUGGUGACAACGCCGCCACAAUCAAGCACUACUUUGGUCAAUAUGGAGCUCAGUGCCCCUCUGAUGCCAACGCAGCCGAGUUCAUGAUCGACGUGGUCACAGGUGGUAUCGAAGCCGUCAAGGAUAAGGACUGGCAUCAGAUCUGGCUGGAUUCCCCCGAGCAAACACAGAUGAUCCAGGAACUGGACGGCAUGAUCGAAGAAGCUGCCGCCAAGCCCCCAGGAACGGUUGAUGAUGGAUUUGAAUUUUCGAUGUCUCUUUGGGAUCAGACUAAAAUCGUCACUCAACGCAUGAACGUUGCUCUCUUCCGAAACACCAACUACGUUAACAACAAAUUCUCUCUGCAUAUCAUUUCGGCUCUUCUGAACGGUUUCUCCUUCUGGCGUCCCGGUCCUAGUGUGACAGCUUUGAACCUGAAGAUGUUCACAAUCUUCAACUUUGUCUUCGUCGCUCCCGGUGUCAUUAACCAGCUUCAGCCUCUUUUCAUCCAGCGCCGAGACAUCUACGAUGCCCGUGAAAAGAAGUCCAAGAUGUAUUCGUGGGUUGCGUUCGUGACUGGACUCAUUGUUUCCGAAUUCCCCUAUCUUUGCAUCUGUGCUGUCCUCUACUUUGCAUGCUGGUACUAUCCCGUUUGGAGACUGCCUCACGACUCUGACCGAUCUGGAGCCAUCUUCUUCGUUAUGCUGAUCUACGAGCUGAUCUAUACCGGCAUCGGUCAGUUUGUCGCUGCUUAUUCUCCCAACCCGACCUUUGCUGCUCUGGUGAACCCCUUGGUGAUCAGUUUCCUUGUACUCUUCUGCGGUGUGUUUGUCCCAUACGAACAGCUCAGCGUCUUCUGGAGAUACUGGGUGUACUGGCUCAACCCGUUCAACUACGUCGUCUCUGGAAUGUUGACCUUCGGUAUCUGGGGUGUGAAGGUCACUUGCAACGAGGAUGAGUUCGCCUACUUUAACCCUACCAACGGAACCUGUGGACAGUACCUGUCAGACUAUAUGGCCGGCGAUGGCUGGAGAAUCAAUCUGCUCAACCCGGACGCUACCUCCGAUUGUAAGGUCUGCCAAUACAGAGAUGGCAGCGACUUCCUGACGACCCUCAACAUCAAUCAUUACUAUGUUGGAUGGAGAGAUGCGGCUAUCUGUGUGAUCUUCGCUAUCAGUGGAUAUGCCUUGGUGUUUGCUUUGAUGAAGUUGAGAACCAAGGCUUCGAAGAAAGCCGAAUAG
This is a messenger RNA of Penicillium nucicola, 4377 nucleotides long. RefSeq lists its product as uncharacterized. The record is from RefSeq and is a predicted model, not a curated record. NCBI's taxonomy places the organism in Eukaryota, Fungi, Ascomycota, Eurotiomycetes, Eurotiales, Aspergillaceae. Gene Ontology annotation, biological process: transmembrane transport. Gene Ontology annotation, molecular function: ATP binding; ABC-type transporter activity; ATP hydrolysis activity. Bases 1 to 4377 code for a protein of 1458 amino acids. The transcript is spliced from 4 exons. Gene Ontology annotation, cellular component: membrane.